UGCGCAGGCGCGGCCCUUCCCGGCGUGCUCAGCGCCGGCUCAUGGCGGCGGCGGCGCCGGGGCGGUUUUAAAUUUAAGGGAAAAUGUCACUUUACGAUGACCUGGGGGUUGAGACCAGUGAUUCCAAAACAGAAGGCUGGUCCAAGAAUUUCAAACUGCUGCAGUCUCAGCUGCAGGUGAAGAAAGCAGCUCUCACACAAGCAAAGAGUCAGAGAACAAAACAAACCACAGUCCUUGCUCCAGUGAUUGACCUGAAACGAGGCAGCUCCUCUGAUGAGAGGCAGAUCGUGGACACACCUCCUCAUGUGGCAGCUGGGCUAAAGGAUCCUGUCCCUAGUGGUUUUUCUGCAGGAGAUGUGUUGAUUCCCCUGGCAGAUGAGUAUGAUCCCAUGUUCCCAAAUGACUACGAAAAAGUGGUGAAACGUCAGAGGGAGGAACGGCAGCGGCAGCGGGAGCUGGAGAGGCAGAAGGAGAUUGAAGAGAGGGAAAAAAGGCGUAAAGACAGACAUGAAGCCAGUGGGUUUUCAAGACGACCAGAUCCAGAUUCUGAUGAAGAUGAAGAUUAUGAAAGGGAAAGACGGAAAAGAAGUAUGGGAGGAGCUGCCAUUGCACCACCCACUUCUCUCGUGGAGAAGGACAAAGAACCUGUAGCAUCAUUCCCAUAUGAGGAGGAGUCAAGACCUCGGGCACCUUCUUCCAAAGCAGCAAUUCCUCCCCCGGUGUACGAUGAGCCAGAGAGACCUCGUUCCCCCACAGGACCCAGCAACUCCUUCCUCGCCAACAUGGGGGGGACAGUUGCUCACAAAAUCAUGCAGAAGUAUGGUUUCAGAGAGGGCCAGGGGCUGGGCAAACAUGAACAGGGGCUCAGCACAGCACUGUCAGUAGAGAAAACAAGCAAGAGGGGUGGCAAGAUCAUUGUUGGUGAAUCUACAGAGAAAGAAACGGGCAAGAAGGCGGAUUCCAACCCCUUAACUGAGAUCCUGAAAUGCCCAACUAAAGUGGUCUUACUGAGGAACAUGGUCGGUGCUGGGGAGGUGGAUGAAGACCUUGAAGUUGAAACUAAGGAGGAAUGUGAGAAAUACGGCAAGGUUGGGAAAUGUGUCAUCUUUGAGAUCCCUGGUGCCCCUGAUGAUGAAGCUGUAAGAAUAUUUUUAGAGUUUGAACGGGUUGAAUCUGCCAUCAAAGCUGUUGUGGAUCUAAAUGGAAGAUAUUUUGGAGGCAGAGUGGUGAAGGCUUGUUUCUACAACCUGGACAAGUUCAGAGUGCUGGAUCUGGCGGAACAAGUUUGAUUUUAAAAAUCUAGCUCGAGGUGUCAUUGUUUUGGCAAUCACGUUUUCAGCAGUAGGCUGGGAAUAAGGAAGAGAAAAGUAGCUUUCCUAGCAGACUGGAAACAAGCCUCAUUGAAUGGAUUUUACACAUUCGUUGUGACUUAUGGUUUUUUGUAAUAUAAAGCCCUUUGAAAGUAAAA
Passer domesticus (house sparrow) is the source of this 1468-nucleotide messenger RNA. RefSeq names its product RNA binding motif protein 17 (gene RBM17). Lineage: Eukaryota; Metazoa; Chordata; Aves; Passeriformes; Passeridae. Gene Ontology annotation, biological process: mRNA cis splicing, via spliceosome; alternative mRNA splicing, via spliceosome. The record is from RefSeq and is a predicted model, not a curated record. Gene Ontology annotation, molecular function: RNA binding. The transcript has 12 exons. Gene Ontology annotation, cellular component: precatalytic spliceosome. The coding region runs from base 84 to 1289 and encodes 401 amino acids.